Drosophila hydei is the source of this 5517-nucleotide messenger RNA. It is a transcript of the gene su(sable), whose product is annotated as protein suppressor of sable. Gene Ontology annotation, biological process: negative regulation of DNA-templated transcription. The record is from RefSeq and is a predicted model, not a curated record. Gene Ontology annotation, cellular component: nucleus. The coding region runs from base 448 to 4881 and encodes 1477 amino acids. The transcript is spliced from 6 exons. NCBI's taxonomy places the organism in Eukaryota, Metazoa, Arthropoda, Insecta, Diptera, Drosophilidae. Gene Ontology annotation, molecular function: RNA binding; metal ion binding.
AUUUCUCAUACAUAUAUACCACAUAUAUAUAUACAUAUAUGCAUACGAUAAAUGUUAUACGCAUAUGCGUGUGUGCACACGCAUAUUGCGCUAUAGCCAUGUGUAUAUGUGUAUGCCAGUAUAUGUACAUAUAUAUAUAUAUACCUUCACAUAUUUUAUAUACAUAUAUGCAUAUCUAUUCACCUACUGUACCACUUCAUUAUGUAAGCAGCGGGAACUCUACGACGCCAAGCAAGCAAAAGCAGAAAAAGAAAACGCAAAAGCAAAAAAAGUAAACCCAAACUAUGGGAAACAACAAUCGACAAAACCAAAAUAUAACCAACAAAACAACGAAAUUGAACAGAAAUGUUAUAAACCAUUAAUAACUGUAAUUUGUAAAUGUUCCGUAACCACAAACCACGCCCACGCUGAAACUAUUUUUCGCUCAUUUUGAAACGUAAACGCAAUAUGUCAUCCGUUGUGGCUGGCGAAACGCCGUUAAUAAAUCUAGCAGAAGAUCUCGAGGAUGGCGAGAUUGAUGAUGAUGACGAUGAAGAUGAAGAGCAGAAGCCGCAGCAACAGAAAAUUCAAACACAGCAACAACAGGUAAAGCCAGCUGCUUUUAAGGCUUGCGGCUCCAACGAUGAGGUCCAAUUUGUGGGUAUUGAGCGUUUGAGCGAGAAGCACGACGAUGACGUCAUAUUUCUGGGCAUGGACAGCGAAACGGCAGCCACGAACAGUAACAAAUCUAAGAAGCCACGCCCACUUGAAGAUGAUCAUGCGGUGAGCAUUGAGAACGCCAUUGCCAAGGCGCUUAAGAAGGGGGGCAUUGAGCCGCCCCUGUCCAAGCUAAAUAAUAUCAACAACCAUAACAGUGACGCCGACAGCGCUGCCAACGCCGCCGGCGACAGCGGCAGCGCUGCAAUCGGCCUCGACAGUUGUCAAAUUGGGGGACAGCAGCCGUCAAGUCGCAGCAGUCGUCGACGCAAGCGCAAAAAGGAACGCGAACGCGAGCAAAAGAAAGACAAGGAGCAUCAGAAACGAGCUCGCCGCGAUUCGAUGGACGAUGUCGGCGGCGGUGUUGGCAGCGACGAAAUGGAAAUGGACGAAUACGAAAUGAUGAAUGUGAGGGGCGGCAGCCCGCCGCCAGGUGGCGCCACAUGCGGCUCAAGUGCCGCGCCGAUCCGCUACGCCAACGACUGGCCCGGCAUGAGCGAUGAUGCGGUCUACGAAUCGCCGCCAGAGAACUACAGCAGCUACGAUUCCUACUCGGACGACGAGGCGGCCAUCGGCGCUGCACAGCGUCGACGCCAGCGUCGCGAGCGCGAGAAAGAGCUGCGAGGCGGGCGCAAGCGACGCGAUCGGGAGAGAGAUCGAGAACGAGAUCGCGACUUGGAUAGGCGGCACGACGGAGGCGGAGCUGGCGGCGCGGGCAGUUUGGGUCCAGGUGGAUGCGUGGGCGGAGGAGCUGGCCUUGGUCCAGGCGGCGGAGGAAGCGGUCUUGGCAGCAAGCGCAAUCGUCGCGACUCCAACGAUGAAAAGUCGCGCGAGCCACGAAAACUGGAGCUAUGCAAAUUCUAUCUGAAGGAUUGCUGCGCGAAGCGGGACAAGUGCAGCUACAUGCACAAGGAGUUCCCAUGCAAGUACUACUAUCUGGGCAUGGACUGCUAUGUGGGCGAGGAUUGCCUUUUCCAUCACGGGGAGCCGCUGACCGAGCAGCUGCGCAACAUUCUGCUGAAGCACAUGGAGACGGCGCCCAAAGAGAUUCUCGGCGACUUCAAGCGCAUCUCGCGGGACAUUGCGCUCAGCCAGAUGACGCGACGGCACGAACAGCUGUGCGAGCAGUACAACAUGGACAAUACGUGGACAACGCUGGCCAGCGCCGGUAUUAGUCGGCUGCAGGAUCAGCAGCACGCGGCGGCCAAGGCAGCUGCCCAGGCGGCCAACCAAGCGGCCGCCAUCGCUGCAGUCAACGCCAAUCUGCAGCAGCAACAGCAGCAGCAACUGCAGCAGCAACAGCAGCAGACGGCAGCUGGGGCUGGGGGCGGAGUAGGAGCAGCUGGUGGCGCGAUACCCUCACUGCUCGACAUGGUCAUCAAUCCGCCCAUCAACUUGAACCAGAGCGACGCAAAGCCCGAGAAGAAACGCAAAUCGCGCUGGGCCGAAAAGUCGGGCGCAAAAACGGGAGCGGCAGCUGGAGGAGGUGCUGCAGGAGCAGGCGCUGGAGCAGCUGCUAGCACGACGAGCACAGCUUCGCCAACUUCAGUUGCUGCUGCCCCUGCCACUGCCACUGCCACUGCCAAACCCUUGCCCGGGCACCUGGAUUUAGUGAAUCUGACGCAAGUGCUCAGCGCCGAGCACAUGGCCAAGCUGAAUAAGCUGGGCAUUUCGAAUCUGGAACAAAUGCUCCAGGUGCCCUUCGGCCAGCUGACCGAGGUGGGGCUUACGUUGUCAGAGCUGGGCGAGAUUCAGCGCAAGGCCGAGGAGGCCAAGCCCCAAGCCACACCAGCGGACACCAAAUCCGCUGCUGCCAAGACGGAGCAGGAGACGAGCAAUCUGAGCACCGUUGUCGGCUCGAACAGCAAUAGCAACAGCAACAACGGCUUCAUCAUGGUUGACUACACGCAAUAUCUGAAGGAUGCUCAUGUCAACUUCCCUGGCAGCGAUCCGCUGGACGACGAUCGCGAAGAGGACGAGGAGCAGCUGGUCAUCGACGAUGGCAACGAGGAUGAAGAUGGCGAGGAGUCCGAGACGGAUGCGAAGUUAAAGAAAUCGAAGCGUUCCAGCGAGGAGGAGGAAAAGAAGCCGCUCUCGCAAUCGGACGCCGAGGAGGAUGCGCCGCCAUUGCCAUCCGUCUUCGAUCUGCCCACCUUUAUGAGCAACAUGCUCAGCCAGAAGUCUUCGAUUGCGACUAUUGCUGCAGCCACGACGCCGUCCGUUUCAUCGCCCAGCACGCCGGAGCCGCAGAGGGAGAGCAGUCCGUCGGCAUCAGCCAGCAAGUCACCAGCUGGUGGAGCAGCAGGCAGCAGCGGAGGACUCUUUGGCAAGCUGAUCUUCGGCUCCUUCUACAAUCCAUUCAAGGCGAACAGCGGCGAUAAUGUGGCCGAUGAUGGCGACAACAACGAUGCGAAUCCCAGCGGCGACAGCUAUAGCUACAUGGAUGCUGCCCACUAUUCCAAUUCGAAUUCGCGUUCCCUGACGCCGACGCCGACGCCGACGCCCGAGCCGGGCUCGCAAUCGCCCAAAGGAUUGGGCGGAAGCGAGCAGUUGGGAGCUUCGGGUGCCUCGCCGCUUGCAGCGUCCAAUUCUGCGGCCGCCUCCCUCUAUGUGCGUCGCUCCAUGUACGACUAUGAGCCCGCCAAGGCGGCGCUGGAGGAUGCGCGCGCAAGUGCUGCGAAACGUGAACGGGAUCGGGACAUCGAUAUGCGUCUGCCCUUCGAGCCAAUGAAACACUAUUUGCCCGCCACAGAGAUCGAUGCGGCCAUCUUCUCGCACAUCCCGAUACGCUGGCAAAUGCAGGAGGUGCUCGUGGAUCCGCCCUGCUACUCGCAACUGCGUCAGAGCGCCUGCCACAAGGAGCAGCGCGAACUGCGUGAUCCGCGCUUGCGUCGCAUACUCGGACUGCCGGAGCUGACGGACGAGACGGCCGCUGGCUCCAGCUCAAGCUUGGCCGGCGGCAGCGGCGGCGCCAGCUUCAGCACUGCAACUGCCUUCUCCACGGAGCGUCGCGAGCGCAAGACGAGCAACUGCAUCGCCUCGCCGGAUGCGCAGCUGCUGGACUCGACGCCCAGCUCGCCGCCGCCUGCCGGACUCGCUCAGCCAUCGAUGAGCGUGCCGCCGCCAGCAGCUGCAGUCAACGCCGCCACGUCCGCCACCACCUCGUCCGCCUCCUCCAGCAUUGAGCCAGCUGCAUCAGUUGGCGGAGAUCCGCGCCGCAGUGAUCCGCGUCGUGAUCCGCGACGCGCGCAUUUAAACGUCAGCAACUCCAAUGCCAAUGCUUCCGCCUCAGUCACGAUAUCUUCCUCCACCGCCGCCGGCUCCUCCUUCAACGAUAGCGGACGCCAAAUCUCCGAGAUACGCAACCUGCUCCAGAGCUCCAAUUGGUACAAGCAGCUGGGCAGCAACAACAAGAUCAUGGUGAAUCAGCAGCUCGCCCUGGUCUUCACAGAGCUCAAGAAGUUCCAUCAGCAGGACUCGCCCAACAAGAUUUUCGACGUCAACUUCAUCGUGAGCAACCAGACGCUUCAGCAGAUCUUUGCCAAGCUGCACAUCUAUAUCGAUGAUAACGGAAUGGUUGUCCAGCUGCCCGAGGAGCCGCCACAGAAUGUCGCCUCGGUCGUGGUGCCCAACUUGCCGCCCAUUUUGCCAAACAUGUCACAGCCGCCGCCGAACCUGGUCCAAAUGCUCCGACAGCCGCCGCCCAACGUGGGCCGAAUGAUGCCCAUGGGCAUGGCCAUGCCGCAGUUCAACCAGCCGCCGCCGCAGCGCUCGAACAGCAUCCUGGGCAUGCCGCCCCACGGCAUGAACGUGAUGAACAACAAUCCCUUCAAUCCGUUCGCCGGCAACAACCUGAAUAUGAACAAUCUCAACAAUCUGAACAAUUUGGGCAACAUGAAUGGCCUCAAUUUGAGCAUGAAUAUGAAUGGCAUGAAUAGCAUGAAUGGCAUGAAUAUGAACAACUUGGGCGUGGCCUUCAAUGGAGGCGGCAAUGGUAUGUCCGGACCUGGACCCGGCCCUGGACCUGGACCCGGCCCUGGACCUGGACCUGGACUCGGACCCGGCGGCGGACCGGGUGGACCGUUUAAGAAUUUCGGACCGGGUGGCAACAACCAGGGCGGCGGCCGACAUUUUGUGGGUAAUCGGAAUCGAGGAGGCGGCGGGGGUCAUCGCAAUCGCAACUAGAAAGAGGGAGAGCGAAUACUGGGAAAUAAUGUUCAUACGGGGAAAGCAUUCGAGAGCCAAAAAACACUGAAAGAGAAAAAUACUGGGCAAGAAACAAACGUUCGCAUAUCACAGAAUAGUGGGAAAAGCAAAUGUGAAUCUGUACAGAAAAUACUGGGCAAGAAGCAUACUUUCGUGUAUGCGAAAAUACUGGGGUCUAUACUGCCCCGUAACAAAAAAAAGAAACUAUACAAAAUACUGGUUUUAUAUUUAAAAACCGUUAAUGUAUGCGCCCCGUUGCCUUGCAAUACGCCCUUCAAUGAAAAAGACUUGUAGCGUUAUGUUUAUGUUUAUCAAUGAACUGCCCUCCUCCCUCGUCCACGCCCACGCCCACGCCCACGCCCCUGUUCCUCUUUGAAAUAAGACAUACAACCCUCCCACAUAUACAUACCCACGCCCACACCCACACCCACACCCCCUAACACACACACACCCUAGGAUAUGGAAAGCAAAUGUUACAUUUGUAUAGCUUUAUCGGUUUUUUGCUAUUUUUAGCCACUACACAAAAAAAUCGGAUUUGGACUGCUAUGUAACUGUACAUUAUAACUAUAAAAAUUGUUUUUUUUUUUAACUAUAGAUAUAUAUGUAUAAUUAAUA